ACCGAGCCGCGGUGCGAUGCGGAGGAGCCGAGGGCAGCGCGGGCCGCCGGGCGGCGGGAGAACAGGGGCGCUCCGCGGCUUUCAGAUGGAGAAAAUGGAACUGAUGAAAAAAGAAAGGCUGGAAAAUCACCCACUGCAUCACUUCAGACCCCUACCAGUGAAAUGGAGUAUUUUGAUGAACGGAAAAAAGUUGAUCUUGAUAGGACCAAGAGCACCACAGAUAGUCCAGUCCUGACAAGCAAGAGUGACUCCAAGAUUGAAAGAAAAAAACGUGCCUCAAAUCAGCUGAAGGCAAAUGCACACUUUCAUAAGCUGUUUCUAGAUGUUCCCAUUGAUGAGCCGCUGAAACAAAGCUUUACAUGUGCUCUGCAGAAAGAAAUUCUGUACCAAGGAAAGUUAUUCAUUUCUGAAAACUGGAUUUGCUUCCAUUCCAAGGUCUUUGGUAAAGACACUAAGAUUAGUAUACCUGUGCUGUCAGUGACACUUCUGAAGAAAACCAAAACUGCCCUUCUUGUGCCAAAUGCUCUGAUCAUAGCAACAGUGACAGAUAGGUACAUGUUUGUCUCACUACUCUCCAGAGAUACCACCUACAAGCUAUUAAAAUCUAUCUGUAUACAUCUUGACGAUACAAGCAUGGGCAACAGUCCAAAUCCCUCUUCUGCAGAAAACAGCUUCAGGGCUGAUCGCCCUAGAACUCUGCCCCUGGAUUUCACUGAAGAUUAUUCUGAUCUGGAUGGAAUAGUGCAGCAGCGAAGACAAGAGAUGGAAGAAUCCAGCAGCACAGGCUCGCAGACACCAGAGCUGGAGUGCUUCCAAGAUUAUCACGUUGUUGAAACAGAGACUCAUUUGAAAGUUUCCAAGCCUGAGGCCAAGUCUGUUCGUUCAGAUGCACAUAGUAAACGUGGGCCUGAUGGAAAAGCCCGAAACAGUCCUCGAAAUGGCCACUCUGAAGCCUUCAGGUUCCUCCACAAAGUGAAGUCCCAGAAGCUCUUAUCUCUGAACCAUGUACUUGUAUUUUAUGCAAUUCUUGUUUGUGUUUUAAUACUUUCUACCUUCUACAUGAGAUAUAAAAUCAGUGUCCUGGAGGAACGCCUUAUGUCCAUGACAGCCUUUGAUUCACAUAUUAAGGAAUACAGAGCAACUUACAAAAACUACUUGAAGAUGGUGAAUGAAACAUCAGUGUUCUUGGACUGCUUCAGACCUCAUUCUUCUGUCUUGACAAACUGUUCCAAAGGAGCUCUGCUGGCCAGAGUUCAAGCUUCUUUAUUUUCAGUCCAAGCCAAGCUUAAACUACUGUAAAGCUCAUGUCAUAAUGCAAAAAACUCAGUUGAUUCUUCAGCAUGUAUCUAUAUAUUUUGCAAACAUAUGGUUUGGUCUACAUGUAUCUAUGUUUUAAAAAUGUGGGGAUUUUUCUUUCUCUGUUGUGUGUGAAUUAAUGGAUUUUAUAGCUUG
Melospiza georgiana is the source of this 1452-nucleotide messenger RNA. It is a transcript of the gene GRAMD2B, whose product is annotated as GRAM domain containing 2B. The record is from RefSeq and is a predicted model, not a curated record. Bases 163 to 1299 code for a protein of 378 amino acids. The transcript has 13 exons. Lineage: Eukaryota; Metazoa; Chordata; Aves; Passeriformes; Passerellidae.